UAAACCUCUCAGGUAAUGCGGUGUUAGACUGCACUAUUUAACAGUGAAAACUGGGUGCGGAUUGUAGGAAGUGAGAGUUUGUUUAUUGUAACACUGGACAUCACUGUCAGGCAUCCUGCAGUUAACGCGAUGAUAAACCACUGGGUGCUUCUCUCCUCCUACAUCGUAACCUUCCUAAUCGGCCUGCCAGCCAAUAUCCUGGCCAUUUAUGCCUUCAUCAGGAAGCUGAUUGACAAUCCCACUCCUACGGACAUCCUGCUACUGAACCUGACCACCUCUGACAUCCUCUUCCUCCUCUUCCUGCCCUUGAAGAUGUACGAGGCGGCGUCCGGCCUGCAAUGGCACUUAUCCAAGGUGCUAUGCUCCAUCACGUCAUUUGUCUUCUUUACCACCAUAUACACCAGCUCGCUGCUGCUGAUGGCCAUCAGCGUCGACCGCUACCUGGGAGUGGCCUUCCCCAUCGCCUACCGAAAGUUUCGCAAGCUCCUCUAUGCCGUCGCUGGCAGCGUCUUCAUCUGGCUGUUCAGCGGAGCCCAUUGCACCAUCGUGUUUGUGGUGGUGCAUAUGAACGACGAAAACAGCACCAUUCCCAAGACGACGUGCUACGAGAACUUCACCGAAAGCCAGAGCAAAAUCGUUCUCCCUAUGCGCCUGGAGUUCUUCGUGGUCCUCUGUUUGGUGCCCCUCUUGGUGUGCAUGUUCUGCUACCUCAACUGCAUCUGGAUCCUCUACACCAGGCCUCGCAUAGCCAAGGAGAAGAAGCAGCGGGCCAUCGGGAUGGCAUUGGGCACCUUGACCGUCUUUCUGGUGUGCUUCCUGCCCUAUAACAUCUCUCAUGUGGUGGGCUACAGCUCCAACAACAGCCCACAGUGGAGAUACUACACCUUGCUACUAAGCACCUUGAAUGCCUGCUUGGAUCCCAUCAUCUUCUACUUUUCCUCCACUACCUAUCGAAACACCACCAAGAUCUCCUUCUGGAAACUCUUGUCCUUCAGGCGCCACAAAGGCACAAACCCUAACGCCUCAAAUGAACUGGAAGUAGAUUCCCAGAAUAUUAUGUUGUAGGAUACAGAUAGCAAGACCAUAGACUGUAGUUGUUCGCUUUCAGCAUUGGCCUCAAAUGUAACUCUGGACUGAACUGCGUUGUCAGUGAAGGCUUCAGUUGCAGAACAUCCUGUGCGAGG
Molecule: messenger RNA, 1184 nt
Organism: Colossoma macropomum (tambaqui)
Lineage: Eukaryota; Metazoa; Chordata; Actinopteri; Characiformes; Serrasalmidae
Product: free fatty acid receptor 2
Exons: 2
Coding region: 130-1065 (311 amino acids)
Biological process (GO): cellular response to fatty acid; G protein-coupled receptor signaling pathway
Cellular component (GO): plasma membrane
Molecular function (GO): G protein-coupled receptor activity
Source: RefSeq, a predicted model, not a curated record